Molecule: messenger RNA, 1773 nt
Organism: Triticum aestivum (bread wheat)
Lineage: Eukaryota; Viridiplantae; Streptophyta; Magnoliopsida; Poales; Poaceae
Exons: 3
Coding region: 74-1453 (459 amino acids)
Source: RefSeq, a predicted model, not a curated record
CCACCUCACGCACCCCUCGCUCGCUAGCUACAGUUCCACCACCAAAUCGACCACCGCCGACUCCUCCGGCGAGAUGCCGCUCCCGCUCCGUCGCCUCUCGCCCCCCCUACGCCGCUCCCUCUCCACCGCCGCGUCGCGCCCCGCCUGGGCGAUGGUCUACCGGAUCUCGACGGCGGAGGAAUCGGCGCGGGGCGCGUCCCUGUCGCUCGCCCCGCCCCCGCUCCCCUCCCGCGUCACCGUCCCCAAGCGGGCCUUCGCUCUGGACGCCCUCCCGCCCGCCGACCGCCGCUUCAUCAACGUCUUCGGCAGCAGCGUCCUCGCCGCGAGCGGCCACGGCCUCCUCCUGCUCGGCGCCUACAAGAACCGCGCCAACGCCUUCGAAAUGUUCGAGGGCCGGGCCCCGUCCGCCGUCCCGUUCGAGGUCCUCGACCAGGUGUACGAGCGCUGGUGCUGCUCCGACCCGAUGAGGCUGGCCCGCUUCGUCUGCAACCCCGUCACCGGCGAGAUGGCUCGCCUCCCGGACUUCGACGGCACGGAGGACGCCUUCGCCGCGUCCACGGGCCUCCUCACCCACGCCGACGGCGGGCACGGGCCGCCCAAGAGGUACGCCGCAGCGCAGCUCAGCGUGGUCGACCGCGGACGCCGAUUCCUGUUGCGCCGGCUCACUUCAGAGACAGGAAAGUGGGACGAGUUGGUGCUGCCGUCCCCGCUGCCGCCUGGGCGCCGGAUGCACAUGAACCACGAGGUGCUGGACUUCGGGGGCCGGCUCUGGUGGGUGGACGUGAGCUGGGGCGCCGUCCACGUCGAUCCGUUCAGCGACCGGCCUGAGCUCUGCCCCGUCGAGCUGCCAGGAGGCAGCAUGCUUCCUAACCAACAGAGCGCUAUAGAGAUGUGGCAGCUCCUCCUACACAGGCGCAUGGGGGUCAGCGACGGCAGGCUGCGGUUUGUCGAGGUUUCUGAGGACGAGCCCUUCCGCAUCAAGUCGUUCAAGCUGGACGGCGAGAGUGGCCGCUGGACGCUGGAGCAUCAGGUGUCGUGGAGAACUCUCUAUUCCGAUGCCAAGGCGACGCCUUUGAUUGCUGCCAUUGAUCCACUCGACCCCGACUCGCUGUAUUUCACCGUGCUUGUGGGCAAGGCAUCAUGUUUAAGCGUGGAUCUCUCUGUGCCUGUGGCCAAAGCAUUAUGUUUAGGCGUGGACAUGCGCUCAAAGACACCGAUUGAGUCUAUGACAUUAGGUGGUGGCGGUGUUCAUCCAAGCAAGUGCAACUCAAGCUUCGUUCUGCCAUGUGUGCUCCCCUCAUUUCUCGGAUCAAGCUCGAUUCCAGGCAAGAACGACCUGUCGAAAAACAAGACUGGCAGAUGUUCUAGUUCGUUCAGACAAACACCCGAAGGCCUGAAGAGUACCGAUUUACCAGCUAACGAAUAUCUGGAUACAAGUCAUCUGAUCAACUAGGAAGCCGAUGGUGGAUGGAUGUUUACCAAGCUCUCAUUUUGGGGAAUACAUGGAGAAGUUUGGGUUUGCUGUAGUUAGCUGCUGCACUUGUCUCGUUUUGGGGAAAUUUGUGGGAGUGCUUCCAGUUCACACUAGAACAUUCCAGUGGUUUAAUCAGCGUGUAGUGAUCAUCAGAGAACACCACCAUGCUUGCUCUGUUUACCCGCCCACUCUGUUGUGAGGCGGCAGCUUUGAGCCUUUGACGAAGUGAUGUUUGUUUUCCGUUGUGUAAAGUUGGAGGAUCUCCUGCGAUGAUAGAAACGACGUCAUCGUAAUGCUUA